AGUGUAAGUUAGAACCUUGAAGUGAACAGUGAAGUGAAUGCGAAAAUAGAGCCGUCGUUUUAAUUGUAACUGACAUGUAUCCGACGCGUGAAGAAUUUACUGAAUUAAUUUAUUAUAUAUCCGAAUUAAAACAUCAAUAUUCAAGCAAGAUCGAUGAGCAAUCAAUUAAAAUCAAUGAACAAAGUGGGGUGAUUGAGGAACUGUUAUGGCAAAUCCGUGAAUUGAGUGACAAACUUCGUCAAAUGAAUCAAAAAGUCACAGACAUUGAGAAGAUUCUUGCCGAUGGUCAGAAAAUGAAAGGCGAGAAAAGUUGUGUAUGUCGUUAUGAAAAUCAUAUACCAGGAAAACUCCGACACAAUCACUCAAUCUUCAGCCGUCAGGCAUGUGUGUCAGGAAAAAGAAGUAGUUCAACAAGAUUUGCAAAAAAUGAUAGGACGGUUGAUGAUGAUGACGAUGACGACGAAAAUGAUGUUUACGAGACAAUUGAAUUUAGCGAUUCGUCGUCAAAUUUGUAUACGGAACCGGUACGGAAUUAUGGAACACUUCGGAAGUCAAACAUCAAAACGUCACCAAAACAAUUGACUAAUAAAAAAGGGAAAAGUUUAAAAAAAUCUGCUGCUUCUCGAAAUCUACAGAAAUGUAUGCCAAUUGAAGAUAUGACAAAGGUCAAGGACGAGAACGACCCAAAUGUAGUAUUACGAGUGAAAUCAGAAAAUCCAACGUCCUUGAAAGUUGCAGAAUACAACAACAAACCAGCAAUGGGUUUGAUAUCAGGCAACGAAGUGCAAUUUACUCAAGCAGAAAACACGGACAGUUUUACCCAACAACGCGAUGUUUCCGGUAUUUUAAUCAAUUUCGAAUGUUUAAAUUCAAGGCUAAGAAAUGAUUUUGAUAGCAGAGUUUCAUAUUAAAUAGCUUAAAAUUUAAAUGCAGCCAAAUUUCUCUUUCAUAAUCAAGAGUUUGUGUUUCUUUUAAAAUUCAGUCUUUGAUCUUAUUGAUUUCAACUAUCAUUAUUUACCAUCACAAGAUAACAUUUAGGAACACAUUUAUGAACUGUUUAUAUUUAAUUAUUCCUGUAUUUACUAUCAAUAAAUCUCACUUUUCGGAUAAUUGAAGUCAAUGAUAUUUUUCUUAAUGUUUACGUACGUU
Molecule: messenger RNA, 1149 nt
Organism: Clunio marinus
Lineage: Eukaryota; Metazoa; Arthropoda; Insecta; Diptera; Chironomidae
Source: the annotation of a GenBank genome assembly